AUGUAUCAUGUGUUCUAUGUCAACGACGGUUAUAUGUUGGCACUGGAUUUGGCGCCAGUAGGAUGUUUUAGGGAUCUCCACGAGGAGAUUCACAUAAAAACUGGUGUUUUGCCAAAAGAUCAGGUAUGUCUUUGUUUUAUUGUGUUGAAUUUAGGUAAAUUUUUCUAGUUUUCUUUGAACAAACUCACAAUAAUGUUUUUUUGUGUGUUUUACUUAGUUUUGCUUGCUUUUAAAAUAAAUUUUACUGUUUACAAAGGUUCUUACCUAAAUAUUAUUUCAGGUAUUCUUUCUAAAUGGUGGAGAAGCCUUAAUCGGAGACUAUCUCCUUUCCAACUAUUCAGAUGUUGGGACAGAAGCCAAUCCAGUCUUUUUUAUAAAAAGAGUGAGUUCAGACAAAGAUCCGAUCAACAGCAGAGAGAAAGAAGGCAUCAACAGUUUACUCGAAAGUAUGUUCAUAUUAUUUUUUGGGGAUGUUUGAAGUUUAGAGAUCUAAAGCUUUUUAAUUUAGAGUGGAAGAACAAUGUGGAAGUAGUUAAUCAAUUCCCUGUUAAGUCAACGGUGAUAACAAAGUAUGUAGAUCUGUCGAAGGAAGGUCUUUCGGUGUCUGACACUUUGAUCCGGUAUUGUGCAAAGAUUGUGACAGAACAUCAAUACCUUAACCAUGGCUGGCUGGCGGUGACCAGGAAUCUGGACGAAAACAUUAAUCAGCUGUCUUUGAGGUACACAAAAGCUUCCAGGAUUGCACAAAAGCUGCCUGUAAUAAAGAAGAAGGGAAAAAUAUGGGUAUCGGAGUUCGAAAGAGUAUUCAACACUAUGUCGAAGGUCCGUCUUGUAUACUUUUAAGUUUAAGUUACGGUUAUAAUGUUUUAUUUUUUUGUUGUAAAAAUUUUGUUUUUAUUGACUAUAUUGUUAAUGCGUUAUUUCAGAUUAAAAUCUUGCCAAAUCUUUUGUCCAACACACUAACAUCAUCCACUUCCGAACCAAUGUCUUUGUACGAUUGGGUCUCGAGUCAUGAUUCAGAAUCAACGCUUGAAGAGCUGAUUGAACAUGUUUCUGAACAAGUCGACAAGCUUGAUGAUGCCAAAUUAGCUGAAGCUAAUAAUUAUUUAAAGACUGUCAAGGAGAUGGUCAACAAGAGGGACUACAAAGACAUCAGAGGUAUAGACAAACGACUUGUCAUGUUGGAGAAUAAGUUGUACGAGAUCGAAGAAGGAUUCAACUUGAUCAGAGAAGAGUUGUUGAGCAAGAUGGACAAAGCUCAGUCAGAUACGCACAACUACAGGGUAAGAAUGCCUUCAAUACGACAUUUCUUGAUAUUAAUGUAAAAUACGUUUAAAGUUAAAUUUUAAUGGCGGAUGAUUAAAAAGUUAACAUUUUAGGUAGUGAUUGCGGAACAAAAAGAGCUCAUAUCUAAAUUGUCGGUCAGAAUCGAGGAUUGUGGUAAUAUUGCUCUCACAUUCUUAGGAUCGAAGAUGGAACUUCUGAAGAAUGUCAGACAAAGGCUGGGUGGAUGGAUACGACAAUGUUACGACAAACUUCAACGCACCAACACCAAUCUUAUUAUAUUCGAAAAGAAGUUUGCUGGCUUCAGACAACGAUUGGAUUUGGUGCGACAGAUUAGAGAAUCACCAAUUCUGUAUGUCGCUGGAAUUGCCGAAGUCAUCAGAAGGCACAAAUUCAAAACAGAGUUUGAUCAAUGGAUUAACAUCUUUUCUCAGAAGGCUAGUGAAUUCCUGAAGGAGGAAAACACUACAAGAGCCGAAUUCUAUGUCAAGUUAGAGAGACAUUUCCUGCGAGAACUCUUUAUCAACAUGGGUGACGAACUUCCUAACUUCACUCCAACAAAGCAGAAGUUUGACUCCAGUCUUCCACAAAUCGGGCACGAUGAGCUACGAGCACUUCGAGAGCUUAUGAAGGAUUGUACUGAAAUGUCAGACCUUUUUAAAAUCACUACUCCUCAAGUGUUCACACGACUGUCAGUGGAGGAUCCGCUCAACCCCACUAUGUCCCGAGCUUCUUUGCAUCGUGAAGCUUCCUUCUUUACAAAAGAACAAACGAGGACAAUCGAAGACAUGGGGAAGAAGUUCCCUUCGACCAAUUGGCUUACAGAAGAGGGUCCAGUAGAACAAUCCCCAUCGACGCAAUCGUUUUUGUCUCGGACACUAGGAUCUACUACAUCACUCAAUGUUGAUAGCCAAGUCACAACGCCGUCGGAUCUUGUUCCGACUUUAGACCACAUCAACAUUAUGCGACGGGACAGUUCAACUUCCGAAAUGGCUCCAUCUUCUGUAGAUCUUACCUGUCCGUUGUCGAUCCAUCCAGAUCGCUACCCCAAAGUGACAAGUCCUAUGAAAAUACGACGCAUUUCUAGGGGUUCAACUCCAUCGUUCCCUUCAUUAGACAGGGAAUACCCCAAGCCUAUCUUCGAAGAAGGCGUUCCAGUAGACAGCCCUCCAGAUGACGGUGUCUUCAUGCCUGUUCAAGAGUUCCAACAAACGCCUCCUCAACAGUCCGUAGAGCAAGAUACUCCACUGUACACCCCCAACUUGUCUCCAGUCAAGAGUCGAGCUGACAACGAAGAGAAGUCUUGUCAGACGAAAUACGACGACCAAGAAGACGCGGCUACACAAAUUGGACGACAAAGAAUGGAUUCAUGUACUCAGUUCGAAUACCAUUUUCAUUCAGUCGAUACUCAGGCUGAGUAUUCCAAUGAAACUGUUGGAGUACAGUCAGUUGCUGAACUAGCGGAAGCUGAAUCUCAAACAGAUGCACUCACGCUACAAGAUCAAAUUGGCACAGAGAUCGUGGAUGGCUUCAAACACAUUGUCACUCAAUUCAAAUCUCUGAAAGAUGUAAGUUUGCUAUCACCGUUUAAAAAAUGAAAGGAAUAUAAAGUAAUCAAUGAUUCUAUCCUUUAUAUCUUUUUAUACCUUUUUCUGUCAAUUCAUUUUUCUACUUCAGAUGCUUUUUGACGUUACAAAUACCACUACCGAUGAUAUUGAAGCAACAAAAUCUGAAAUGCACAACAGUAUUGAUAAAGUUUUGGAGAAGAUAUCCGGAACGCAACAGUACAAGAAGAUCAUCGAAGAGUUCGAACAGAAAGUUGCUGGUCUUGAAACUGAAAAAGCAGAAACAUAUGCUAAGAACGUAGAACUAGAAGCACAACUGAAGGAGCAGAAAGAAGUGACAGAAAGAGAAAAGUACAUCAGAAAAGAAAAGGAAUCAGAGAUUAUGGAGAAAGAGACUCGGUUGAAGGCUCUUAACAAUCAAGUGCUUGAAGUCAUCAAGGAAAAAGAGGAGAAUCAGACAGAACUUCUGAAGGUCCAACAAGAAAACAGAGAGCUCAAAGCGAACCUUGAUGUUGGAUGGAAUGAAGACUGCCUGAAUAUUGAACUUGACGUAGUUAAAGAACUACUGAAAAGAGAACUAAAGGUAAGAAAUGCAUGCCAAUGGUUAAUAUAGUGUUUAGGAUGACGAAAUCGACUGGAUAAAACAAGAAAUUGAGAAGAGGAAAGUGGUCAAGAAGACAGACGAGAAACAGAUAAUCGAAGACAAAUCAAGAACUGAGUACGAGAAUGCCUACAAGAACAAGAUGGCGUUCCUUCUGAAGGGUAUUGAAGACAAGAAGAACGCAGAAUUGGCCAAGAUGAGAGAAGAGAUCGAGAAAGAAGCACGAGAGGAAUAUGAAGUCUACAUAAAAAGAAUGGUGAGUCUGAUAUAUGUUAACAUUGAAUUCAAUUACUUUUUAAUUUCAUAGGAAGGAAGUUACAACUCUUUGAGUUUGUUUUUAGAAAUCUCGAAUCGACGAACUGGAAGAUAAGGUGCGGUUCUACGAAAAGUCGUGUCUUCCUUCUUCUACUUCAAUUAUCUCUCCCGGCCCGAUGGACGAGUCCAUUAUGGAACAGUCAUGCAUGGUAGUCGAAGAGGAUGUGGACAACACCAAAGCAUCCUCCUCCACCCUCUCGCAGACAGAUCAGAUCGACAUUGAAGGGGAAUGUGAGAAGGAUUCCUCCUCGCCCGAUCAGGCAUUAGUCAUCUCCCCAGACGUUACCGUAGAUGUAAAUAUGAAUAGCGAUACCUCGACUAACGAAGCAAACACUCAAACCAAACUCAAGCUCAAUGACAUGAAAAUGAUGCUGUCGCUGCACGACGUCAGCGAAGGAAGCGGUGUCCUUCUUGUAUAUAAUGAUCAGCAUGCUAGUUUUAUGGUAUUCAGCACCACUGGUACCCUCUAUUUUGUCAAACAACGCAGUUUGCGGCGGCUUGGAAUCGACCCCAACAAUCCCACACCCAAGUUCACCUUGUUAUUCGCAAGAGUUCUUGGGGUUGAAUUGUGCGAGACCAAGAAGGCACCUAAUAGGUCAGUUUUUAAAGCUUAUGUUAUGGUAGUAUAAAAGAAUUUCAAGUUGAAUUCUAUGAAAUGUCGUAUAUUUGUAACAAAUUUGUUUUCAAAAUGACCAUCUAUGUAACAGAUGGAAUGUUUACGCGUUAUCUUUUGACAGAUUUGACAAUAUAUCAUAUUCAUUUCAGAUAUAAUUUGGCGGCCAACACUCGUUUCUACCGCAUCGACGUGGCCCCCAUGCCUUCCUCAAUGGCUGGACUGACCCUCCAGAUAUCGGCAGCCCCUCCCAAGACUACCACAGCCUCGACAAACUCGGAAGAAGCCAAGGAUGACACUGUCCAACCCUGA
Bursaphelenchus okinawaensis is the source of this 4690-nucleotide messenger RNA. Lineage: Eukaryota; Metazoa; Nematoda; Chromadorea; Rhabditida; Aphelenchoididae. The record is from the annotation of a GenBank genome assembly.